AUGGCACUAGCAGUUGAGCUUCCCGUCGAUGGUUUGAGUUAUCGAGGUUUUGCUCAGAUGCUCUAUGACGUCCUCGAGGAGCUUGGUGUCCCUACCAAGAAGGUUGAGUACAUCUAUCGUGGUGAGCUAGGACCCGAUGAACUACAAGGCCACAUCGUCAUCCAUCUUAGGGUUCCUGGGAGUGAGACUCUGCCGGAGCUGCAUGUCUUCCAGGAGCUACAGGUGGAGAUCUCCAUCACAGCUUGUGUCUAG
Messenger RNA from Miscanthus lutarioriparius, 252 nucleotides. NCBI's taxonomy places the organism in Eukaryota, Viridiplantae, Streptophyta, Magnoliopsida, Poales, Poaceae. The record is from the annotation of a GenBank genome assembly.